ACCAGGGUUUGUCAGUUGCCGCCGCCGCGGCUAUAGAGACUCAUCGCCUCCGGAGCAUCUCUGCGGUGCCUUGAACCCUGAAUUUUCCUCUACACUUUAUUGCAGUUUCUUACAUUCCAAACACAUUUUUUCCUCCCUGUUGUUGGACUCCGAACCUCCCAAGCCCCUCCACUUCCUCACCGAUCAACACAUUUUUCAUCAUGACUGACUCUAUCACUGCCGCGACUCCGCAGUCCUCACCUCCCGCUGCUUCGAUAGGAAUCGAAAUCUCUCCGAACCCUGUUCCGAUUGCUUCUGUUACAAUUCAAGAACGGAACAAAGGAGGGUGGUGGAAUAACUUGCUGGACAAGGAGGAGGCCAAGAAGCAGAUCGUGCUUUCGCUGCCAUUGAUUCUUACUAACGUUUGCUAUUACCUGAUCCCGGUGGUGUCCGUCAUGUUUGCCGGUCACCUUGGGGAGCUGGAGCUUGCUGCUGCAAAUCUUGCCAAUUCAUGGGCCACCGUUACUGGCUUCGCUUUCAUGAUGGCAUUGGUACAAUGA
Messenger RNA from Pyrus x bretschneideri (Chinese white pear), 539 nucleotides. Its product is annotated as protein DETOXIFICATION 19-like. Gene Ontology annotation, molecular function: antiporter activity; xenobiotic transmembrane transporter activity. NCBI's taxonomy places the organism in Eukaryota, Viridiplantae, Streptophyta, Magnoliopsida, Rosales, Rosaceae. Gene Ontology annotation, cellular component: membrane. The coding region runs from base 201 to 539 and encodes 112 amino acids. The record is from RefSeq and is a predicted model, not a curated record. Gene Ontology annotation, biological process: transmembrane transport. The transcript is spliced from 2 exons.